AUGGCCGCCGAAGAACCCGCGGCCGCCGCUGCACUUAUCUCGGCCCUCAAUCUACUCCCCCACAUCGAAGGCGGCUACUUUGUCGAAACCGACCGCGACCCCAUCUCCCUCCCGAGCCCGUUCGAGCCCGACUCCGCCGACAACAACAGUAAGGACGAUAGCAAAGAUGACAGCAACAACACACGCAACCGCUCGACGCUCAUCUACUACCUCCUCACGCGCCGCUCGCCGCUCGGCAGAUUCCACCGCAACAAAGGCCGAACGAUCCACCUCCUGCACUCCGGCCGUGCGCGCUACGUGCUCGUCCACCCCGACGGCUCCGUCGAGACCUUCGUCGUCGGCCACGACGUCGCGAACGGCGAACGCCUGCAGUGGAUCGUCGAAGGCGGCGACUACAAGGCCUCCUUCCUCCUCCCCGACGACGACACUCACGACCACUGUCUCAUCUCCGAAGUCGUGAUCCCUGGGUUCGACUACCGCGACCACAACUUUCUGAGUUCUCGCCAAGAGCUCGUCGACCUUGCUGGCGAGCAAUUUGCCAAGGACUACGCCUGGCUCCUCACCAAACCGGCCACUGCACCAGACCACCCACUAUAG
This is a messenger RNA of Myxozyma melibiosi, 597 nucleotides long. RefSeq names its product RmlC-like cupin domain-containing protein. Bases 1 to 597 code for a protein of 198 amino acids. Lineage: Eukaryota; Fungi; Ascomycota; Lipomycetes; Lipomycetales; Lipomycetaceae. The record is from RefSeq and is a predicted model, not a curated record. The transcript has a single exon. Gene Ontology annotation, cellular component: intracellular anatomical structure.